GGCUACGGAAGUAGGUAAUGAAGAAUUAGCUGAUUUACUAGAACUGGUUAAAUUAUAUGUCAGUUUCCUUGAAUGCACGGUUUUUGGGCUAUAUUGUAAGAUACGCAAACGUACUACUACAAACGGUGUGAAUAACUUAAGUGUCUUGUCUCGCAUCCCCUCUGCAUCAUGUCCUGUGCGUAUCUACUGUUGGCCAUAAGUCUCUGUGUUAGCUUUGCUAAUGCUGUUGAAGUUCAGCGGCCUCGUGGAGUUCCUCUGUCUAAGCGGCAGUUCUAUGAGGAGAACAAGCCAUUCACCUGUCUGGAUGGGUCUCGAACCAUUCCAUUCGACCGUGUAAAUGACGACUACUGUGACUGCAAGGAUGGAUCGGAUGAACCAGGCACGGCUGCCUGUCCCAAUGGUAGUUUUCAUUGCACCAAUGCAGGAUACAAACCCACUUUCAUCCCAUCAUCUCGUAUUAAUGAUGGCAUAUGUGACUGCUGUGACACAACUGACGAAUACAACAGUGGCGCCUCAUGUCAGAACACCUGCAGAGAGCUGGGCCGUCAGGAGAGGGAGACUCUCCAGAAGCAGGCCGAGAUCGCCAAAGAGGGCUUCCUUCUCAAACAACAGCUAAUCAACGAGGCCAAGAAACAGCGUGAGGAGAAACAGGGCAAGAUGACAGAGAUGCAGACCAACCGGAGGACCAUGGAGGAGAAAGUGGAGGCGUUGAGAACAGUGAAGGAAGUGGCGGAGCAGCCUGAGAAGGAAGCCAAAGAGCGCCACCUCAAGGCCUGGGAAGACCAAAAGGCCAUCAUUCGUGCCGAGAAGGACAAAACCAAGAUGGCGGAAGCAUUUUUGGAACUGGAUGAUGAUGCAGAUGGCUACGUGUCCGUAGUAGAGUUGCAGUCCCACACUGAGCUCGACCCAGACUCUGAUGGAGCUCUGACAGAAGCUGAAGCACAGGCUCUACUAGGUGGGGCAGGCAAAGUGGACACCUCAUCAUUUGAGUCUGCAUGGGACAACAUAAAAGACAAAUACAUAUCUGAGUCUCAGGCCGACUCGGCUGCGGUAGAUCCCCCCGUAGAGGACAACCGUCCACCUGUCCCAGACAAUGAGCCGUACCACGACGACGAGCCUGUUGACGAGGAUGAGGAGAACGAAGAUGACGAUGAGGAUGAUGAUUACCCUGAAGAGGAUAGUGACAAGCCCAUACCCACUGUGCACACCCCGGAAAAGAGUGAGCAGGAUGAGGAGGCCAUGCCGCCCUACGACGCAGAGACCCAAACCCUCAUCGAUGCUGCUCAGAAAACCCGCGACGACUUUGAUGAGGCCGAAAGGGCUCUACGAGAAGUGGACGAUCAAAUCAAGUCCAUCGAAAAGGAGCUGUCCUUUGAUUUUGGCACCUCUGGGGAGUUCACUUACCUCUACAGUCAGUGCUACGAUUUGACCACUAGCGAAUAUAUCUACAGACUCUGCCCCUUCAACCGAGUUUCACAGAAACCCAAAUACGGGGGAUCUGAGACCAACCUUGGGUCGUGGGGCUCCUGGGCCGGUCCAGUGGACAGUAAGUACAUGGUGAUGAAGUACGAACACGGAACAGGCUGCUGGCAGGGGCCCAACCGCUCCACUACUGUGAAGCUCAUCUGUGGGAAGGAGACAGUGGUGAUCUCCACCUCUGAGCCCAGUCGCUGUGAGUACCAGAUGGAGUUCACCACCCCAGCUGUGUGCCACGAGCCAGAGCCAGUCAACCCUGACGUUGGUUCCCAUACAGAGCUCUAGAGCGCAGAACUCCCCCUAGAGGUUACUGAUAUUGGGGACUUAGGCACUCAUCCAAGAUCACCAUGACCUCCCUGUCCCUCCGGGCUGUCACCCGUGAGCUCCAGGACUCAGGUGUUCCACCACUCUACACCUCUACACAACUCUGUCCUCCGGUUCAGCCCACAAUCACAAUCACUGUCGCACUGCUUUUUACAUUCCAUUUCUGCUAGAAUCAACUAAUAAAAGUCCAUUUUAAUGUGC
Alosa alosa (allis shad) is the source of this 2001-nucleotide messenger RNA. It is a transcript of the gene prkcsh, whose product is annotated as protein kinase C substrate 80K-H. Lineage: Eukaryota; Metazoa; Chordata; Actinopteri; Clupeiformes; Clupeidae. Gene Ontology annotation, biological process: N-glycan processing; liver development. Bases 169 to 1761 code for a protein of 530 amino acids. Gene Ontology annotation, cellular component: glucosidase II complex. The record is from RefSeq and is a predicted model, not a curated record. Gene Ontology annotation, molecular function: calcium ion binding. The transcript is spliced from 18 exons.